Messenger RNA from Cajanus cajan (pigeon pea), 1087 nucleotides. RefSeq lists its product as uncharacterized. Lineage: Eukaryota; Viridiplantae; Streptophyta; Magnoliopsida; Fabales; Fabaceae. The record is from RefSeq and is a predicted model, not a curated record. Gene Ontology annotation, cellular component: plasma membrane.
AGGCCCAGUCCAGAGUGUGCGAAUCGUAACGCAACAAGAAAAAUCUUGUUUGGUUCCGGAGUACGUGGGCCCCCAAAGGCGAAGGUUCUGCUUCUGAACCCAAAUACGUUGAUCCAACGGCUAGUGGUGGCCCACUUCCCAAAUUAAUCGACGCCACCACCUUUCUGACACAGCGAACCGGAGGGGUCCUCAAUUUAUAAAUCUUCUGCCACACUUCGUCUCACAAACACACACAAAUGGAUCGUAGAAGCCUACUCUCCCUUGCUCUCAUCAGCAUUGUCGUCGCCGCCGCCGGAGCCCAGUCUCCAUCGGCGGCGCCCACCACCUCCCCAGCCACAUCCCCUUCCCAACCUAAGUCACCUGCGCCUGUUGCUUCUCCCACGUCGUCUCCACCGGCUUCAUCCCCCAAUGCUGCAACCGCAACCCCCGCCUCGUCUCCCACGGCUGCGCCUCCGUCUAAAGCUGCCGCUCCAGCUCCAGCUCCAGCCACCACUCCUCCUGCUGUGACCCCCGUGAGCUCGCCGCCAGCGCCGGUUCCGGUGAGUUCUCCACCUGCGGCUGUUCCGGUGAGCUCACCCCCAGCGAGCUCUCCCCCUACACCCGCACCGACAACUCCUGCACCCGUGGUGGCACCGAGUGCUGAAGUUCCCGCUCCUGCUCCUAAGUCAAAGAAGAAGACUAAGAGAAGUAAGAAACACACUGCACCCGCACCCUCGCCGUCAUUGCUCGGCCCACCCGCUCCUCCCGUCGGAGCUCCGGGAUCCAGCCUGGAUGCUUCCUCUCCUGCUCCAGCUACCGCUGAGGAUGAGAGUGGAGCAGAAAGCAUGAGGUGCUUGAAGAAGGUCAUAGGGUGCUUAGCUUUGAGCUGGGCUACACUUGUUUUCAUCUUCUAGACAAGAGUCCGAGGCUGAGGAUUCAUUGCUGUUGUUAUAUAUUAUUAUUAUUGUAUCAUUAUUUUCUUUUUUGCGCCCUGCCCGGGGCUAAUAUUAAAUUUAUUUACCAUUGUUUUCUUCAAUCUCUUGUUAACUUAAAAUUGAUGACGUUGUUGAGACAUUAUUAGUACUAUUAUUUUGUACACUUGCCCUCU